AUGGUCGACAUUACCUUUCAAUUCGACGCAUUCAACUUUGACGGCAUUUGCAAGACCGUUCAGUUAACACUAUGUCCCAUCAUUGGCAGAGAUGAAGGCAUAGUGCCUGUUUGCUAUUCACGUAACGUGGAGCUUGCCGAUAAUCUCAUUUUCCAACCAGCCACAUUGAUCAUCGAUGUUGUCGCUAUCAUCAUGGUGGGCUUCAUGAUCUAUCACAUUCGCUCCAAGUACACAGCAGUUGGUCGCAAGGAGAUCGUCAUGUUCUUUUAUAUGUAUCUAUUAACGUUGAUCCUCGAAAUGCUUCUUCUUACUGGCAUCAUCCCUAUCUCAUCACCCGUUUAUCAAUGGUUUACGGCUAUCCAACUUGGUCUGAUCACAUCGUCAUGGUGGUGUCUCAUGUUGAAUGGUUUUGUUGGCUUCCAAUUCGCUGAAGAUGGUACACCAAUGUCACUUUGGUCAAUCCGCCUCAGUUCGUUGAUCAUCUUUUUGAUUACUGGAUUCAUUGCUAUUGCUACGUUUGUUGAACUUGGACCUUUCUCUCAUCGGAGUCCUGGUGCAUUAUGGGUGUUUUAUAUCAUCAUCAAUGGUGUCUUUUUCAUCACCUAUGUCAUCUCCCAAAUUGUACUUGUCUUGAGAUCGUUGGAUGAUCGAUGGCCUUUGGGUGAUAUCUUGUUCGGCUUUUUGUUCUUCAUCUUUGGACAAGUGCUCAUGUAUAUCUUCUCGGUGGCCAUUUGUGAUAAUACCAAGCAUUACAUUGAUGGUGCGUUCUUCAACACAAUUUGUACUUUAUUGGCUGUCAUGAUGAUCUACAAGUAUUGGGACUCUAUCACCAAGGAAGAUCUCGAAUUCUCUGUGGGUGCCAAGCAAAAUGUGUGGGAAGUCAAGGAAUUGAUGGCAGAGGAUGAGCUCAGCAGUCAUCGCAAUAGCAUGACACCUCUUCAACAGUAUCCUCCAUUUGGACGGCCGGCAUCUGGUGUACCCAUGCAGCAAUAUGGCCAACAAUACCAUAACCAAUUCGAUUAA
Molecule: messenger RNA, 1023 nt
Organism: Lichtheimia ornata
Lineage: Eukaryota; Fungi; Mucoromycota; Mucoromycetes; Mucorales; Lichtheimiaceae
Exons: 5
Coding region: 1-1023 (340 amino acids)
Biological process (GO): protein folding
Cellular component (GO): endoplasmic reticulum membrane
Source: RefSeq, a predicted model, not a curated record